AUGCCGCACAAAGCUAUUGUGACCGCAGAAGACUUUAAAGUGGCUUUCAACCUCUUCUGCUGUGUGUAUGGCAUUGGGACGCUUGGGAUGCCUGGUAACUUCUCACGUGCCGGUCCUCUUCUUGCCGUAGUCGCCAUGGUCUUCAUGGCUUUUGCCAACGUGUAUGGGGCAGUGGCGAUCUGUCGUGUGAUGCUGAUGGCUCCUCGCUCAGUCAAGACGUACGGUGAUCUUGGCGAAUGGUGCAUGGGUACACCUGGUCGCUACUUGUCUGUCGUCUCGCAGAUGGCCAAUUGUCUUCUAGUGCCGUGCGUGUUCCUCGUCUUGGGUGGAACACUCUUGGAUGGACUUUUUCCGAAAGCCUUUAGCGCGACGACGUGGAUUAUCCUCAUGGCUCUCUCGUGUGCUCCUGUGUGUCUCGUUCCAACGCUAAAGGAAGGAGCAGCAGCUGCUUUUGCAGGUUGUAUGGGCACCAUCAUCGCUGACGUGAUUGGCGUCGGCAUCGUGCUACACGGCAUGCGUGGUCACCCAAGUAUUCCCAAGCCCGACCUCAACUUCAAGCAAGUAGCUAGUGCUUUCGGCAAUUUGGCUCUCGCGUAUGGUGCUGGGAUCGUCAUUCCGUCGCUCCAGCGUCAGCACAGCGACCCCUCGCGCAUGCCUUGGGUCGUCGGGAUCACGAUGUUGUUCAUCUCGGUCCUCUUUCUCAUUCUGGCCACCUCGGCGUACUCGGCUGUUGGCUGCCAGAUCUCAGGCAACCUCCUGUACGCGAUCUACCCUGACGAGACGGGCUUGACGACGCUCGGCUUUGCGUCAGACUGGGGCAUGGUCGUCCUUGCCUACCUCUUUAUGCAGCUUCACAUUACGAUCGCCUUCUCUGUGAUUCUAAACCCGGCUUUUUACAUUGCCGAGCGCAUUGUGCUUGGCAUGCACAAACCUGUCGCCUCGGAUGUUGAAAACAACUUGCUCAGCUACGUUGAAGUGUCGACACCUGACGUUGGCGAGCGCUCCGAGAAACAUUCACCCACGUCCAGCGUCUCAAAACGCCGCUCGAUCCUUUCGGUGGCUGACAAUGAAAACAUCCAGUUCGAUGACCCAGCGGCUGAGACUUCCGAUUACAGUGGAGCAAAUGUCGCGAAGUACAUUGCACUGCGCCUUGCAAUAAUUACGAGCCUUGUGGUCGCGUCGGUGCUCCUAAAGGACCACUUCCACGACUUGGCCGAUUUUACCGGAGCGUCUUGCAUCACGGUCAACUCUAUCGUCCUGCCCAUCGUUUUUUUGCUAAAAAAGAAAUGGAACGUUUUACCAAUGUGGGAGAGGAUCCCAGCGUUAGUCGUGGUCGUAGCAUGUUUCAGCCUGGGAUGCUACGUGACCUACGCAUCAGGCAAAAACCUGUUUAUUUCCAGCCACGACGACGCAGCCUUCCCAUUCUGUGCGCCAGAGUUUGAAACUACUGUGUACUACAACUUCACAGCUGCACACGAGGGCUAG
This is a messenger RNA of Peronospora matthiolae, 1485 nucleotides long. The record is from the annotation of a GenBank genome assembly. Lineage: Eukaryota; Oomycota; Peronosporomycetes; Peronosporales; Peronosporaceae.